AUGAGCAAGAUGAGAAUGUUCAGCGACAUAUUCGACAAUGAUAUGAGAUUUCUGAAGGAUAGAAUCUCGAAACCCAAAUCACAAUCCGAGAUCUGCGGGGUGGACGAUGAGACAAGACCUUUCAUAUGCGCUAUCGAGGAAGCACCAAAAUUCCAGACGACCAACAGGUACAUCACCGGAGGCUAUCGCACUUGGAAGUCGCGAGAAAGCUGCAUCAAAGGCAUACUGCAAUGGACUAACGAAACCAUCAAUAUUUGGUCGCAUCUCGGUCCGUUCAUCGCUCUGCUAUUUCGUUAUGCACAAGACAUUCUGCACAAUUUCGACGAAGCCAACUUCGAGCCUUUCGACAAGAAGCUCUGCAGCCUGAUGAUAUUAGCCUACGUGACGAUGUUUGGGCUCUCUUCGAUCUAUCAUGUAUUCAAUUGCUGCUGUUGCGAUUGCUACAGAUACUGGUAUGGCUGGGACUUCAUCGGAAUCUGUGGGUCAAUUUACGCGUACGGGACGGGAUUUUUGUUUCUCCAGUUCAGAGACGCUCCUCAUUGGAUCCCUCUGUAUGCCGCAAUCAAAACCAUAAUCUUGGCGGUUCCAAUCAUUAUGCUCUUUCACGAGGAAUAUCGUGAUGAAAAAUACGACGACCAUCGUGCCGUGGGGCUUGGAGUAUUCGUGGUCUUCAAUACGAUUCCCACAGUGCACUCGAUCGUUCUGAGAGGGGGCUUGGACAGUCCCGUCGUGAGAGCAACCCUGCCGACUCAUCUGCUUUGUGUGGCUCUAUUGGUGGGAAGCUUCAUCGUCUACGCUUGCCAGUUCCCGGAGAGAUUCUUACCUGGACGAGUGAACUACAUUGGGAAUAGUCAUCAGAUAUGGCAUAUCGGAACAGCGACGGCUGUUUUCCACGCCCGUCAUUUGUAUUUCCAAUACGUCAGGGCUCUCAGUGGACUCACCUGA
This is a messenger RNA of Galendromus occidentalis (western predatory mite), 945 nucleotides long. Its product is annotated as progestin and adipoQ receptor family member 3-like. The transcript is spliced from 5 exons. Gene Ontology annotation, molecular function: signaling receptor activity. The record is from RefSeq and is a predicted model, not a curated record. The coding region runs from base 1 to 945 and encodes 314 amino acids. Lineage: Eukaryota; Metazoa; Arthropoda; Arachnida; Mesostigmata; Phytoseiidae. Gene Ontology annotation, cellular component: membrane.